GCCCCCGAGGCUCUGGUGGAGGACGGCGGGCAGAAAGCCGCCGGCAGUGCCAAGAGAGGCGCCGCGAUGCCAAACUGCCCGUCCGCAGCCCGUCAGAGCGGCCCCGGCCCCGGGGAGCCGCCGCUGCCGCCGAGCCGCGGGAGCCUGGGCGCCCAGCAGCCCCGCGGGCGGCCCUCCUGGUGCCCGCCGCCCGCCCCGGCCGAGCCGGCCGCCCGCCUGUACCCGCUGCACGCCCUGAGCGUGGCCAACAUCCCCAACUCGUCCCGCGGCAAGGGCUCGGCCCGCAGCUCCGCCGUCCCCACGCCGGAGGGGCUGCAGAGCCGGCGCUGCAAGCUGCUGGAGGAGGAGAGCCCCGCGGUGCAGGCGGGCCGGCGGCAGCGGCAGCGCUACGUGACCAAAGUGGGCAAGUGCCAGGUGAAUCUGGGCAACAUCCAGGACAAGAAGAGGUUCCUCUCGGACAUCUUCACCACCAUCGUGGACCUCAAGUACCGCUGGUUCCUCUUCGUCUUCAUGAUGUGCUACGUGGUCACCUGGGUGGUGUUUGGCUCCAUCUACUUCCUGGACGCCUGGCUGCGGGGCGACGUGGGGCACCGGGGCGAUCCCGAGUGGCAGGCGUGCAUCGAGAACGUGGACGGCUUCGUGUCCGCCCUGCUGCUGUCGGUGGAGAGCCAGCGCACCAUCGGCUACGGCACGCGGAUGGUGACGGCCAACUGCGCCGAGGGCGUCAUCCUGCUGAUCGCGCAGUCCAUCGUGGGCUCCAUGAUCGACGCCAUGAUGGUCGGCUGCAUGUUCGUCAAGAUCUCGCGGCCCAAGAAGCGCGCCCAGACCCUCAUCUUCAGCAAGAACUGCGUCAUCUCCCUGCGGGACGAGAAGCUCUGCCUGAUGUUCCGUGUGGGGGACCUGCGGGAAAGCCACAUGGUGGACGCCAAGAUCCGGGCGAAGCUGAUCAAGUCCCGCCAGACGGCCGAGGGGGAGUUCAUCCCCCUGGAGCAGUCGGAGCUGAACCUGGGCUAUGACACGGGCGAGGACCGUCUGUUCCUGGUGGAGCCCCAGAUCAUCUGCCACGUCAUCAACCGUCACAGCCCUUUCUGGGACAUGUCGGCCGAGUCGCUGCGCCGGGAGCAGUUCGAGAUCAUCAUCAUCCUCGAGGGCAUCGUGGAAGCCACAGGAAUGACGUGCCAAGCCCGCACCUCCUACACGGAGGACGAGAUCCUCUGGGGAUACCGCUUCGAGCCCUGCAUGUCCCUGGAGAAAGGCGCCUUCCAGGUGGACUACAGCCGCUUCGAGAUGACCUUCGAGGUGCAGACGCCCGCGGGCAGCGCCAAGGAGCUGCAGGAGCUGAAGGAGCUGGAGCAGCAGGAGCACUCCACGCUCAGCCUCUACUGGGACCACCUUUUGCAGCCGUGCGCGCUGCCGGGGCCCGGCGAGGACGCGGCUCCGCAGCGGGAGUGCCCUGCCUGAGCCCCCCAACAGUGCCAUAGCCCACCCCGCCCGGGGCUGAGCCCCCGCUGCAGCCCCUUCUGUUUGUCGGGUCCUUCUUUUGUGACGGGGAAUGAGAG
Molecule: messenger RNA, 1559 nt
Organism: Passer domesticus (house sparrow)
Lineage: Eukaryota; Metazoa; Chordata; Aves; Passeriformes; Passeridae
Product: G protein-activated inward rectifier potassium channel 4-like
Exons: 2
Coding region: 67-1461 (464 amino acids)
Biological process (GO): potassium ion import across plasma membrane; regulation of monoatomic ion transmembrane transport
Cellular component (GO): plasma membrane
Molecular function (GO): inward rectifier potassium channel activity
Source: RefSeq, a predicted model, not a curated record